AUGCCUGAUAAGCACUACUUUACCACGUCGGCGACUGGAGGCAUGGCCCCAUCAAGUGGUUAUCGGCGCCCAAUCGCCUUACUCCGGACCGGUACCUUGACUUCCAGAAUGCAACACAACCUUCACAUCUUCCUCCGUGGUUACGAGUUCCAAGGAACUUUCUGUCCGAUCCAUGAUGCCUUGCAUUGUUCCUUCUACAUAUGGCACCAUAGCAAAAGUUUAUUUCAACCUUUUGUCAUUUCAUGCACCAAGGGCCUUGGAAGCUGUCACCUCCCUCGUCCUGGAUUCUCGCCAUUAUGGAGGGCGUCGUGGAUGUCGCAAAGCUAUUCCACAAGACCUGUCGAUGGGAACCGAGGUUCUCUGCCUACUACAAGUCGCCAGCUCAAAUCGGCGACUGUGGUGCUAGCUGUACUGUACAUCACCAACCUCGCCAUCAGGAAUCAUACCUACGUGCCGUCUUCGUAUGCCGCAUCCGACUGGCUGACCCAGCUUUGGCCAGUAUGGACUCGUGGAUAUCCCUCAACAUGGACUGCCCAUCUGUGA
Messenger RNA from Neurospora hispaniola, 543 nucleotides. RefSeq lists its product as uncharacterized. The coding region runs from base 1 to 543 and encodes 180 amino acids. The record is from RefSeq and is a predicted model, not a curated record. The transcript has 5 exons. NCBI's taxonomy places the organism in Eukaryota, Fungi, Ascomycota, Sordariomycetes, Sordariales, Sordariaceae.